Molecule: messenger RNA, 303 nt
Organism: Pseudocercospora fijiensis CIRAD86
Lineage: Eukaryota; Fungi; Ascomycota; Dothideomycetes; Mycosphaerellales; Mycosphaerellaceae
Exons: 1
Source: RefSeq, a predicted model, not a curated record
GCAGUCGCGCACGCUCUCCAGCCGAGCAGCUACUCCGUCGUGGCGAAAUCCUCAAACGCUGCUGAUACACCCGCACUCCAACAUCCUACAGUAUUAAAACCGCUCCCAAAAGCAACACCACAACCACCUUCCCAAGCCCAGUCCCCCCUCCAAAACCCACCCGUGCCUCUCCACUAUACAUCACAGUCCCAUUCCCACUCCCACCUCCCACAUCUUUCCCCUCCCUUCCCAUUACACCUAACAGCCAACCCCCCUUCCAAACCCUCCCCCCUCUUCUUCACAACUGGAAUUUCCCAUGCCUGA